Messenger RNA from Myodes glareolus (Bank vole), 1204 nucleotides. The record is from RefSeq and is a predicted model, not a curated record. NCBI's taxonomy places the organism in Eukaryota, Metazoa, Chordata, Mammalia, Rodentia, Cricetidae.
CGGGUUGUUCCGGAGUAAGAAAGAGACUGCGUCUGGAAUGUAGGAGAACCCGGGACUGUUCGCACCCCAGACCCCCAAAGCAAAUCAGCAAUGCCACCAUCCACCACUCAGCAUAAGCAGCCCUCUCUCCUCCAGUCUUCUAACCGAGGCCACUAAGAGCUCGGAUCCUCUUCUGGAACCAGUUCGUCAGUGUGGUUUCUGAGUCGCUAAGACUGCAUCACUCAGAGCAGUUGGAAACAUAGUGACCGGCACUGACGAGCAGACCCAGGUGGUUCUUAACUGCGAUGUCCUGUCCCACUUCCCAAACCUCUUAUCACACCCGAAAGAGAAAAUAAAUAAGGAAGUAGAAUGGUUCCUUUCCAAUAUAACAGCAGGCAAUCAGCAGCAAGUUCAAGCCUUGCUAGAAGCUGAGUUAAUCCCCAUGAUUUUUCCCCGGCUUGCUAAGGGGGACUGCGAAUCACAGAACGAAGCUGCUUGGGCCAUUAGCAACUUAACAAUAAGUGACAGAAAAGACCAAGUGGAGUACCUUGUACAACAAAAUGUAAUACCACCAUUCUGUAACUUACUGUCAGUGAAAGACUCUCAGGUGGUUCAGGUGGUUCUGGAUGGUCUUAAAAACAUCCUGAUAAUGGCUGGUGAUGAAGCAAGCACAAUAGCCGAGAUAAUAGAAGAAUGCGGAGGUUUGGAGAAAAUUGAAGUUUUGCAGCAACAUGAAAAUGAAUACAUUUAUAAAUUAGCACUUGAAAUAUUAGCUCAAUAUUUCUCUGGUGAUGAUAUUGAUGAAGAUCCCAGCCUCAUUCCUGAAGCAACACAAGGAGGUACUUACAACUUUGACCCAACAGCCAACCUCCAGACAAAGGAAUUUAAUUUCUAAGGUCCAUUAAGUGCAGCAUCGUUCAUUCAAUACAAACACCACCAGAUGGCCACCAAGCGAUAAGACAGCAAGCAGCAGAAGGCUCCCAGCACUCUUGCCUCUUUGUUUUGAUGCUUCUAAAGCAAGCCAUGUCUCAGUCACUUUGCAGUUGCCAAAAGUCACUCUCACAUGGACUGUAAAUGCAUAUGCAUGAUUUCCUGAACUGUUUUAGAAUUCUCCUUAACAAUCUCAACUACCCUAUUUUUCCAUGUUCCCUGGUGCCACAUGCUGAGAGCUGCAGUCUCCAGUUAGAAUACUCCAUAGUGGUGGCGUAUCAGCUGCCCGCUGGUA